Molecule: messenger RNA, 879 nt
Organism: Talaromyces marneffei
Lineage: Eukaryota; Fungi; Ascomycota; Eurotiomycetes; Eurotiales; Trichocomaceae
Exons: 2
Coding region: 1-879 (292 amino acids)
Source: RefSeq, a predicted model, not a curated record
AUGAUGUUCGCAAAGAAGGAUGUUCUCCUUCUAGUCUCCCUGGCAGCUUCGACUGUGCAGGGACAUAUUAUUAUGACUUCUCCACGGCCUUUUGGACAAGACACUUUGACCAAUUCUCCCUUGGCUGCCGAUGGUUCUGAUUUCCCAUGCAAGCUCCGGGGCAACACUUAUGCCUACACCCCCGAUGUUCUCGCAGCCAACACCUACCACGUUGGUGACUCACCUCUCUUGAGCUUCAAGGGUGGUGCGACUCACGGCGGUGGUUCUUGCCAAGUCAGCUUGACCACGGACCUGGAGCCUACAGCUGAUUCCAAGUGGUUCGUCAUCCAUUCCAUUGAAGGAGGCUGUCCCACGAACGCAGCUGGAAAUAUCGGAAAUGACGCCAAUGCACCUGUUCCAACGACAUUCAACUUCACGAUUCCUGACAUCGCUGGAGGCCGGUAUACCUUGGCCUGGACCUGGUUCAACAGAAUUGGUAACCGCGAAAUGUACAUGAACUGUGCUCCUGUCGAAAUCAUUGGUCAGGGCGGUAGCAAGAAGCGAGAGGAGGAGACAUCGUUGUCCAAGCGAGCCGAUUUCCCGGAGAUGUUCGUCGCCAAUAUCAAUGGAUGCACUACUUCAGAGGGUUUCGAUAUUCGUUUCCCAAAUCCAGGUGAUUCGGUAGAACAACGUGGCGACGCUAAAAAUCUUCUUCCAUCGGGCCAGCCAGCCUGUGUUGGAGGAAAAGGACCUGUGACUGGUGACGUUUCUGCCUCUACUCCCACUGGCACUGGCUCGGCUAGUGUACCCUCACCACCACGGCAACGGCGACUGCUCCGGAGAACACUGUGCAGCCAGUUCCGGCCCCAACAUCCACGGAACCAGCUGCUCCUGUUGUAA